UCACAGUCGUAUUCUUUAUUCCCACAAUGGCGGAUGCAUCGCGCUUCAUUGCCUGGAGCUGCUGCCUCCAUCUGCUUCUCCUUGUUCUUGGUGUCCAGGGAUACGAGGUGACAAAAGCUAAGAUUGAGGUUUUCUACCCCAAGGGAUUCGAGGUCUCCAUUCCCGACGAGGAAGGCAUCUCUCUAUUCGCCUUUCAUGGCAAACUGAACGAGGAAAUGGAUGGUUUGGAGGCGGGCACCUGGGCUCGUGAUAUUGUUAAGGCGAAAAAUGGACGGUGGACCUUCCGGGAUCGGACAACGGCUUUGAAACCCGGCGAUACGCUGUACUACUGGACGUACGUUAUCUACAACGGACUGGGUUAUCGCGAGGAUGACGGGUCGUAUGUGGUCAAUAGCUACAGUGGUAAUAGCACCUCGGUGAGCACCCCUCGCACUCCGGUAGCCCCCGUAGUAACCACCCCCUGGACUCCGCCUGCCGAUCCGGAUAUCGACAUUAGGGUGGGCUGUACCACCCCCAAAACCGAGGUCAAUGGAGCACCCACUCGUUGCGCCGGUCAGUUGGUCUUCGUGGAUGAGUUUAAUGGCGCACGGCUGGAUCCCAAUAAAUGGAAGGCGGAGCGGAGAUUUUCCGGACAACCCGAUUACGAGUUCAAUGUCUAUGUGGACGAUGCUCCCGAUACCUUGUGCUUGACCAACGGCCAUGUGGCUCUAGCCACAAACACUAUGAAAAAGCACUUCCACAAGGGAUCAGAUGCCAGACUGGACUUGGGUGAAACGUGCACGGGAGUGGCUUAUACCCACGACUGUGUUCGCGAUGGCAGGACUAUGAAUGAUGGCCUGCCGCCGAUGGUCACUGCUCAGUUCUCCUCCAAAGCGUUCUCCUUCAAAUACGGUCGUGUUGAGGUCAGAGCCAAAAUGCCGCGGGCGCAGUGGGUGACCCCGCAAAUCUGGCUGCAACCGAAGUAUCCUAUGUACGGAGUUGAUGACUACAAGUCGGGGCAACUCAGGAUUGCCUACACCCGUCCGAAUGGAGCUAAUCUAGAUCUGCAUGCCGCCGCCAUUCUCUUCGCAGAUGAGCCCCUGCGAUCCGUGAUGAGCUGCUUAAAACCGGGCACUGGUAAUACUUCCGAGGACUGGAGCGAUAGUUUCCACAACUACACCCUGGAAUGGACUCCUCGGGAGCUUCGGUGGUUUGUGGACGGCAAGGAGUGGUGCACCAAAGGCAGUGAUACGGGAGCUUUCAGUGAGACAACAGCCGCCGGAAAAAGGUUGCCACAGGCCCAGAAACUUGAGGAGGGCUCUGGUCUGGCGCCCUUCGAUCAGGAGUUCUAUCUGACCUUCGGACUCAGCGUUGGUGGCUUUAAUGAGUACCAGCACGAGGUGAAACCCUGGAACGAGAGGGCCCCGCAGGCUCAGAAAGCCUUUUGGAAGGAUGUCAAGAAGAAUCGGGAUCACUGGCUGGACGAGGGGCACUUCAAGAUCGACUACGUCAAAGUGUAUUCUUUGUAAUAUUUCAAAAUCACAAAUACAUCAUAAUACUCGUACAUUGUAAUUCCAAUUAAAAUAGAAUUUGUUUUACUCACGAGUUUUAGGUAAAACAAUUCCUUUGCCUUUUUA
This is a messenger RNA of Drosophila ficusphila, 1616 nucleotides long. RefSeq names its product gram-negative bacteria-binding protein 3 (gene GNBP3). NCBI's taxonomy places the organism in Eukaryota, Metazoa, Arthropoda, Insecta, Diptera, Drosophilidae. The record is from RefSeq and is a predicted model, not a curated record. Gene Ontology annotation, molecular function: hydrolase activity, hydrolyzing O-glycosyl compounds; carbohydrate binding. Gene Ontology annotation, biological process: carbohydrate metabolic process. The coding region runs from base 27 to 1508 and encodes 493 amino acids. The transcript has a single exon.